AUGUACAGCAUUCAACGUUGGCGAAUGGGAGAAACUCCGAAGAAAAUUUGGAAUUUCAAAGGAACCAAGAUAAUGAUUCAAAAAGACUACAAUUGUUUCACUACAAAAGCAGUACAUUCCCCAGAAGUGCAGAUUGGUUCUAUUCUUUCUUACUUAAUGGAUCUCUUUAAAAUCUCAAUCAACAGUGUAGUUCAAUAUGAUAUGCACUUUCCUGUCGUAAUUCCUACUACUAUUCAAGAAUGUAGACAAUUAGAAAUUUACAACAGAGUAAUGAACAACCAACAGAUGAACGCAUUCCUUCGAAAUAUGCCUAUCGUAUCCAAAAUAGUUAUUUUGAACCUAGCGGUGGAGAAUGACUUUCUAUGUGAUCCGGAUAUCAAUUUCAAAUUCUCUUCGGACUAUUUGAAAAUUGGUAACUCCAACUGGAUAACUCGUGGAAUUUUAUUUUCUUCAAGUUGUGCAUACAUUGAGCUAUCCAACUGUAGGUUCCCUUCAGAAGUGUACAUUGAUUUUAUUCGGAACUGGUAUAAUUCGGACAGUACCCGACUGGAAUGUUUGGAAGUUUUGUCCACUGAUGUCAAUCUUACGGCUUCGGUUUUCGACGAGUUAAAGCCAGUUCGAUGGGAUGCCAAGCAAAGGAAUAAAGAGUUUAGAACUCCGUCGAAACUCAUCGACUGUGGAAACGGUUUGGAUAUUGUUCGGAGGGAUGGUUUGAGAGCAACUAUUGUAUCGAACAAUUACCUUUUUUUUUGCUGUCUGGCACCGACCAUUUGA
Molecule: messenger RNA, 774 nt
Organism: Caenorhabditis remanei
Lineage: Eukaryota; Metazoa; Nematoda; Chromadorea; Rhabditida; Rhabditidae
Exons: 3
Coding region: 1-774 (257 amino acids)
Biological process (GO): embryo development
Source: RefSeq, a predicted model, not a curated record